Messenger RNA from Eimeria maxima, 1032 nucleotides. RefSeq lists its product as hypothetical. Gene Ontology annotation, biological process: carbon fixation. Lineage: Eukaryota; Apicomplexa; Conoidasida; Eucoccidiorida; Eimeriidae. The record is from RefSeq and is a predicted model, not a curated record. Bases 1 to 1032 code for a protein of 343 amino acids. The transcript has 3 exons. Gene Ontology annotation, molecular function: ribulose-bisphosphate carboxylase activity.
AUGGAGGAGUUGGAAGAGGACUCACCUUAUGAGGGGGUCGCUCCCACAGCAGCAGUAGCAGCAGCAGCAACAUCAACGAGAACAACAACGGAACCUCAGCCAGCGACUGCAUCUGCAGAUGCCACUAUCCCAGCCGCAGAAGCACCAGCAGCAGAAGCAGCAGCAGCAACAGCAGCAGCCACACAGGAUGAGUGGGGCCUGUUUGGUGGUGACGAAGACUCCUUAGACGGGGACAGCGACCUUGACAGCCCAGCAGCAGUAGCAGAAGAAGAAGAUCCAGAAGAGGAUCUGCAGCAGCAAGAUGUCCUUGCAGCAACAGCUGCAACACCAGCAACUGCAACACCAGCAGCUGCAGCUGCAGCUGCUGCUGCAGCAGAGAUGGAAGCAGCUUGCUGGACAUCGCUGGAGCAGCAGCAGCCGGACGUUCGCGCUGCGCUGCAGCGGCGGCUGCUGCGGCUGCAGGAGAAGGGGAAGCUGCUGCUGCCGCUGCACCCCCUGCCUCCUUCUAAGUUGCUGCCCAUACCCGAGGUGCUGUUGCAGGAGCAACAGCAAGAGAAACAACAGGCGCAGCAGCAGGAGCAGCAGCAACACGACGAUUUAAAGUAUGAGGCUGGAAGCAUACACAAGGAGCAGCAAGAGCAGCAGCAGCAAACAGCUGAUCAGCAGACGGCAGCUGCUGUUGCUGCGUCUGCUGCUGCGUCUGUUGCUGCAUCAAAUGACGGCACAGCAGGGGCACAAGAGGCAUCAGCAGCAGCAACACAGGAGGCUGCAGCAGUCGCAGCAGAGAAACCGGCCGAUGCGCAGCCAACUAGAGAAGCAGGGCCUCGAGAAGCAGCAACAGCAGGAAGUUCUGCAGCAGUAACACCAGCAGCAAGUGCAGCAGCAGCAAAGAGACACCUGAAAAUUAUAAGGGAGCAGCAGCAGCAAAUUAAACAACUGCAGCCUCACGACAUUCUCUUUGGGCAUAUCUACAGUAAAUUAAAAGCGUUGAAGCGGAGAGCAGCUGUUGCAGAGAUACGGCGAGGUAAAUAA